AUGUAUCUCAAACACUCUCUACCGGCCUUCCUCCUUGGAUUGCUGGCUCACGAUGCUGUGGCUACACCCGCGCCAGCAUCCACUUCGGAGUCGGCCCCAGACUCGGUCCCGGAUCCCUAUAAGGUCUACACCAUCAGUGCCAAUAACAUCACCGCUAAAUUGAUCGGCCGUGGUGCGCGUUUGACCUCCAUACUAGUCCCCGAUCGCGACGGCAAGCUUCAGGAUGUUAUCGUUGGCUACGAUGACACUACAAAGUACGAAAACGACACCAACUACUUUGGCCCCGUCGUUGGCCGCUAUGCCAACCGCAUUAAGAAUGGAACCUUUACGAUUGAUGAUAAAGAGUAUCACGUUCCCGAAAACGAGAAUGGUGGCCUCGACACCCUCCACGGUGGGAAAAUCGGCUACGACAAGCGCGAUUGGACUGUUACCGCACACACCGACACCUCCAUCACCUUCUCCUUCUACGAUCAAGCACUCCAGGGCUUCCCCGGCGACGUCCUCACGCACGCGACCUUUACCGUAGGCAAUGAUAUCACCCCCGAAAAUCCCAAAGGUCUACCCCAGCUUACCAGCCGAAUUGUUGCGCUGUCUCUAACCGAGAAAACCCCCAUCAUGCUCGCCAAUCACAUUUACUGGAACCUAAACGCAUUCAGAGAGGAGAACGUCCUAAAGGACACAACACUCCACCUCCCUCUUAGCUCACGCUACAUCGCCUCGGACGGAAUCUUGAUCCCCAACGGCACAAUUGGCACAGUGGACACUGCCUACAAUGGCGCAGCAGACUUCACCUCCCCCAAGCUCAUCGGCAAGGACAUCGAAGAAGCCGCGGGUAUUUGCGGUACGGGCUGCACUGGCUACGAUAACUGCUUCCUUGUCGACCGUCCCGUCGGCUAUGCUGCUCCAGACUCCAUGGUUCCCGUCGUGCGCAUGAGCUCUAGCGCCACCGGUAUUGGUCUACAGGUCUCGACCAACCAAGCCGCCAUUCAGAUCUAUUCUUGCAAUGGCCAAAACGGCACUGUCCCCGUCAAGCCCUCCCAACUCAAACGCAAUAAAGAGGACGGUGUCGACGGCCCCGCUGUGGUGAACCAGUACGGCUGCGUUGUCAUCGAGACUGAGGACUGGAUCGACGGCAUAAACCGGCCUGAAUGGGGCCGCCUCCCUUACCAGAUAUUCACUCCUGACGGCCCUGCUGCUGUCAACUUGGCCACAUACCAGUUCAGCACUUUCUGA
Aspergillus ochraceoroseus IBT 24754 is the source of this 1233-nucleotide messenger RNA. RefSeq names its product aldose epimerase family protein. The record is from RefSeq and is a predicted model, not a curated record. Gene Ontology annotation, biological process: beta-D-galactose catabolic process via UDP-galactose, Leloir pathway; glucose metabolic process. Bases 1 to 1233 code for a protein of 410 amino acids. Gene Ontology annotation, molecular function: carbohydrate binding; aldose 1-epimerase activity. Lineage: Eukaryota; Fungi; Ascomycota; Eurotiomycetes; Eurotiales; Aspergillaceae. The transcript has a single exon.